AUGCCUUCUACCUCGUCGUUUAUACCCUUGAUUGGCUGGUUCUACACGUGUAUGAUAUUGUUAAUAUCAUUAUCCACCCUUCUGUCAUCCGUUAUAAUCUACAUUCAGAAGCAGGGAAUAUUGGGGAAACCGCCAAGGAAUGAAGUGAUGCGAUACGCGAGAGUUGUCGGGAGAUUCGUCCGGAUGGAACUUCCGCUUUUAAUGCGUCAAGCCUACGCACAGAAGGAGGAUCGCCUGCGGAAAACGCAACGUGCCCGUAAAGAGACAAUGUGGCAGAAAGUAUACAAACUGUCCAAGUCGCACUCGCAGCCGAAACAUCUCAAUAAGCUGGGCGAUGAAGAAAAUGGAGAGCUACCACAAGAAAAGCCAAGGAAAGGCAUCAACAUCAGCCAAGAAGUCCUCAAAAUAAACGGUACAAACGGAGUGCCAGAAUAUACUCCAAUGGGGGAUGUUGAUCAGGAUGAUGAUACUGGAUAUAUUGAUGGAAUGGAAGAUGUGGAUCUCCCUCCCUCAAAAUUCCUCCACAAAACGAGCACAUCCCAGUCGAUUGACAGUGCGCUGAGACUAGGCGUCAAUCUGGAACCGGCUGCCCCGCGCACACCACGGAAUUUAGCGGAGUUGGAGUACGACUGGCUGGCGGCUGUGGUUGAGCGGGUGUGCCUGAUCGUGUUCACGUUCUGCUGGGUGUUGAUGACAUUCGGCAUCAACUCGAUUGGUGUCUAUUAUUGGGCAUCUGCUCGUGUCACU
This is a messenger RNA of Mesorhabditis spiculigera, 747 nucleotides long. NCBI's taxonomy places the organism in Eukaryota, Metazoa, Nematoda, Chromadorea, Rhabditida, Rhabditidae. The record is from the annotation of a GenBank genome assembly.